GGCAGUUUUAUUCAAGUUUGAGCGCUCGAAUCUGCAACAACGUGCACGCAAAACUCUCAAAAUUCCCUUUAAAAAUAUAUCAAAAUCACAAGGCGAGCGAAAAACCUCAAGGAAAAACGCUAAACGUGUCGCAGUUUCUUGGAAAAUAUCAAAUAUUUUUGGCAACAUCUCGUGUUUUGUGCAAGUGUGUGUGGAGCGGAAAACUUAAACAACCAACAAACAAAAACAACAUCUACUCUACAAAACUCUGUUCUGAGAAUGUGAAUAAAUAUCAACAAAUUAAAAAAAAACUAAAGAAAAUUAAAACGAAUUCAAAUAACUACGAAAAACUAUAUGCGAAAAUAACGUACAAGUGUUCCAAAAAUUAAUUUGGCCACUUAACACCUUCGAUACUGUGCCCCAACUGCGGCAUUUUCAUUAUUUCGUGGCAACCAGGUGAACCGUAGGCCUUAAACUGGCGCUCAAGGUCAGGAAGCACCUAUCCUUCUACCCGCCGACGCUGCUGAGCGCCGCCUUCACCAGUUUGAACGGUGUGUACAACCACAGCAGCAGUAGCAGCGAUCCAGCUCCAGACGAGGAGCCCGACCAGCCAUCAAACCAUCACCAUCAUUCAAGGGUGAGCCACCACAAUCCGAGGGAGCCAAAGCACGAUAUCAGGGAUCGCGAGGUGGAUCGCGAGGAACGCGACCAGGAGAUGGGCGGCCCCACGGCGCCGGUGGCCAGCAGCGGCGAGGUAGGCCAGACCUACUGCCUCCGCUGGAACAACCACCAAACGAACCUGGUCCAGAUAUUGCAUGCCCUGCACGAAGUCGGCAGCUAUGUGGAUUGCACUCUGGUCGUAGAUGACGAGCAGUUCCAGGCUCAUCGCGUGGUUCUGGCCGCCAAUUCCCCAUAUUUCCAGCACAUUCUUAAGGAUGUGCCCCAGGACCAUUGCAGCAUUAUCCUUCCCGGAGUCAAGGGCUUCGAGAUUGCCGCCCUGCUGCAGUACAUGUACACGGGCGAGACAACGGUUACCAAAAGCCAGGAGCCGGAGAUCCUGCGCACGGCCAAGGAGCUGCAGGUCAAGGGUCUGUACGACAACCUCAUGAAGUUCAACCACCACAGUUCCGGCAGCCAUGCCAGCGUCACGCCCACCUCCAGUUCGGGAGCUGGCGGAGCCAAGCCCCAGAACGGCUCGGCAUCCAACCACUCUUCGUCCGUGAUCUCUACAUCCACACACAUCUCGCCUAGUGCCGCCAUCUCGAGCAGCUGCUCGCCACCACCGCCGCCCCAAUUUGGCUAUCAGCCGGGCUUCAGCCACUAUCCGCAGCAGCAACCGUUGUCGGCCAGUCAAAUUCCAGCUGGUGAGGCUCCUUUGACUCCCACCCAGACCACACCACACUCGGCGCCAUCGGGCGCGGGAGAACCAGCCGGCCAGUGGCCACUGACUCCCUCUGCCGCCGCUGCCAUGUUGAACUCCGUCUACGAAUCUGCCGCUGAUAUGAAUCCUCUCAAGCGCAAGAAGCUGUCUGCCAUCUCUAGCAUGCUUCUGAGUGGAAACCGCGAUACUCCGAUCCUAAGAAACGUUCUGGCCCAAGCUAAUCCCGCUGAUUCCUCGCAACCUGGACCAAUGGCCAUUAAUGGAGAAAAGACGCCCACACAUCAGCAUCAGAAUACACAACUUCCUGCCGGCUUGGGAGUAAGUGGUGGCGAGCGUAACCAUAGCUUCAAUGGAUCUGACUACGGCGGCGAUAAGGAACCACUUUCACCGUACACAGAUCGCUCCUUUGAGGAGGAAACCGGUCAGUCCGGUGGCAAGAAACCUGAAUGGAAGCGCUAUAAGCAGUACACCCGGGCGGACAUGAUGUGUGCCAUCCAGGCGGUAAGGGAGGGCAUGAGUGCCCUUCAGGCGAGCAGGAAGUACGGCCUGCCCAGUCGCACGCUCUACGACAAGGUCCGUAAGCUAAACAUCACCACUGGUCGUGGCACCCAUCGCGCGCCCAAACGUAGUCCUCCGGGCGCUGAAUCCUCUCAAGGUUUCACAUACUCCGCUGCUGCAGCCGCUGCUGCUCACAACUACGGACAUGGACACGGUCAUCACUCGGAGGGCAAGCGUGAUCCGAAGGUGGACCAUGUCCCCGCUCACCAUGGCAUGCCACCCACCAUUCCGCCCUCAGCAGCAGCCCUCCUCGAUCACGCUUUCCUCCAGCAGGCCCUGGAGAAUCGGGGUGGUGACAUGGCCGGCCGAGAGGCUCUCCAUGCCAUGGCCCUGGCGGCAGCUGCACAUGCUGCUGCCAAUCGCAUGUCGAGCAGUCCAGCGGAGAUGGACCAGCGCUCCAAUGGCCACGGCAUGCGGUCACCGAGUCCGCAGGGUCGUCACUACUCGCACGACCAGGAAGCCAUGGAUCUGGAAAUGGAGAAGCAUGAACAGAACAUGAUCAAAAGGGAACGCGACCAAGAUGAGCGUGAGGAUGCGGACGACGAGGAGGACCACGAGCAGGAGCAUGUGGAGGAUCUCUCGCUGGCCAGGAAGGAGCGAGCGCAUUCUCCCUACUCGCCCCAGCCAGCCGAGGGUGCCGGAGUGAUUAUGCACGCCAGUAGUGCGCCUGCCAAUGGCAAGGAUCACGAAGAUUACCCAGCCUCGCCACAGUUCUUGCCCAUGGGCCUCAAGAGGGAGCUGCUGGAAGGCGAGGAUGCUCAGGCUCGGGCCGACUGAUUGACGCUCACCAUGGCCUGGCAAUAUGCCACGGACAGCCUCGACUCCUUGGAGUAGGCCAGGCUUAGAUAGCAACUCCUAUUAUUCCCCGUUAUUAGACCCAUCCUUGUGUUACUUUCCUUACUAUCGGCGACUCAGGCGCCGACCAGCGUUGGUGAAGCUUUAAACGAAGAAACCUCAUCCCAGUCGUUGUGGGAAUCAUCCGCACCAGCACCUGGCACCCAUCCAAAAUCAAACCCACACACUAAAAUAAAUUGUUGUCAGCAUCACUUUGUGCCUAAAAACAGAAAUGUUAGGAAAUAAAAUAGAGAAUAGCUUAGGAUAGAUUAUGGACACCUUAGGCUUAGGCACUCGUAGGCCAUCUUUGGAAACCAGCUAGUUGUAGGCCUUAAAACAGCUCAACCAUCCCAGAUCCCAGUCAACUGACAAACUAGGAUAUGUAAGCCGACUUACAUAAGACUGAAGGCGGGAUCAGAGAUGGCGAUGGAUGAGCUAACUAAGGACAGAGCAGAAGAGGCUCCCAUUGGAAAUGGUUAGCGAGUUAGCUACACCAUGUACAACUUUGUUAAAUGCCAGUGAUUUGUUUUAAAAAUUAUUAGCACUAGAUUAUUUAUAACGACCAGUAUGUGAAACGCAUGUACGUGGCCUUAAUUUGUAUGAUUUUCGAAGCGAAGAGUUAGAAGAAGUUAGAAGAGAUCCCACUUGAACAGAACUACCUCAAAUAGCGUAUCUUUGUUAGCCUCAUGUUAUCCUGUUAGCGAGAUAUAUAUGUAUAUUAAUCGUCCUGGGUUGAAUUUAUAAGACUGACACCGACUCAAACGUACCACGAGCAAGAGCACACGCAUUAAAAUAAAAUUACAAACUAAACUUAAAUACGAAUCGAGAUCCUUAGUUAAUUAGCUGUAAGUUUCAGGCAAAUUGAUUAGUUCUAAGCCACACCAACCUAAACGUAACCACUAAAACUAAACUAUUUAUAAGGCAAACAAAACAAAAACAAAAAACAAAUGAAAACAUGCGCUGGGGGCAAUGCAAUAGGCUCUUUAAUUAUAAACACCUACACUUAUAUAACUAUAUAGUCGUACGGUCGAUAAUGUUAAAUUGUUAUACGAGUAACUCUGUACAUAGCAUCAUAGUCCACACAUACACAUGCGAAUUCUAGAUCUAGUUUUAAGUAUUCCAAAUUGUGCUGCAAUUUAAAUUAUCCCUAAACACCCAACUUUCAUCAUGUAAAGAUCAGCGAAAGAACGCGAAAUAAACUGACUGAAGUAUCAAAUAA
Molecule: messenger RNA, 3971 nt
Organism: Drosophila eugracilis
Lineage: Eukaryota; Metazoa; Arthropoda; Insecta; Diptera; Drosophilidae
Gene: rib
Product: sex determination protein fruitless
Exons: 2
Coding region: 695-2695 (666 amino acids)
Biological process (GO): regulation of transcription by RNA polymerase II
Cellular component (GO): nucleus
Molecular function (GO): protein binding; DNA binding
Source: RefSeq, a predicted model, not a curated record